CACAGGGGAUUGGUGAGGGCGUGGUUUUCCUCGUCGAGUAGAGUGGCUCGUGUGCCUGCCUGCCCGCCCUGUGUCCUCCUGUCUGUCUGCUCUUCCUUCCAGCGACUACGCACCUUGUCGGAGGUAUAGACGGGACUCGCGACGCAGAUCCACAUAAAAAACACGAUGCGAGAUGUCCACUUCGCAUCAAAAGGUGUCUCGUCAAACCCUAUAUCAAUACGCACACUGCAUGUCUUUACAGUUGUUCCCGGUCUGACAAGGCAACCAAGGCAGUCAGUCGAGUAAACCCGACUGACGCCAUUUAUUCGCUCAGCCAUGACAGCAAAAAGCCUGUCGAGGCGCACACACUCUCAUGCAGCCACCAGAUCAGCACGAAGAGACACAUACAUGCCAGGCAGACAGGCAGACAGAGAGGCAGACAGGCCGUUUAUGUCACAGGGACGACAGGCAGGCCCGAUUGACCGCCCCUGGCUCCCACAAACAUGCACACAAAAUGGCCUCAGGAGAGAAAACAAAGAGAGACUCACAUUAUGCGAUAGAACAUCAAAGGGAGGAAAGAUGCAAUACAACAUGCGACAGGACAUGGCAGGGGGGGGGGAAGGACAGAGAGAGCGCAUCAGGAAAAACACCCACAUGACUUCCUCACUGUUCCACAUUCACCCACAGCACUUCUAUCUCGUCCGCCAUAAACUCAUACGACCCACCCAGAUAAGCAUCGCCCUCCCCAUCCCCGGCCCCCGUGUAGCCCUCAGGCACGUCGUCGCUGCCGAUGUACUGAAGGCAGCUGCGGAUGUCGUCAGCAGGCUGCUGACUGCCAUGGCCACCAAAGCCCAACUCCAGCUCCGUACCGAUAGCCAUAUUCACCAAUUCUUCCGCCUCCGCCCCUGUCACAUACACAAAGUGCCUCUCUCGGUCGAUGUCAAUCUUGGUCGGCUUGGGGAAGUGGCCGGCCAGUGAGAACCACAACACAUCACUGUCGUAUCUGUGGCUGUCGGUCGGGCCGUCGGGCAUCUGGAUACCCUCACUGAUGUAGGCGCCGAACAGAUACUGGUCCUUCCUGAUCACCAACACGACAGGCCCCAAGCCGCUCGCGUAGCCCAGCAGAUCCCAAUAACUGGUGCCGUCCACAGACGUUCUGCACACCACACACACGCGCGCACAACACACGGAGAAUCAUCGGCCAGCUGUUGUCAGGGCGUGUGUGUGUCUACCGGUAGCGUGUGUCGAGUUCCGUGGCGUUGAGGAGACCGAGCAGCCCCUCUUGUUCAGACAUAGACAGCGACGUGACGAUUGGCCGGGACUGCAUUCGACGGACCUGCACCGGCUGAGACUCGUGAGUGAGUGAACACCCAGGAAUGCAUCAAUCACAUGGCAUGUGGACAUACCUGUUGUGCACGUCUCGCCUCAACGUGGUCCCACGCCACACAAAGAAACAUCACCAUCAGCAUGAGAGCACUCCACGCAGCCGCCAUCGUGUGAACUAAGGGCAAGAGGACGAGAGAGGAUGAGAGAGCAAACAGAUUUCUGUUUGUUGAGUCGGAAGACGAAGACGAAGACACAGAGAGGAGGAAGAGGAGAGAGAGAGAGAGUCGAGGAG
Vitrella brassicaformis is the source of this 1597-nucleotide messenger RNA. Lineage: Eukaryota; Vitrellaceae. The record is from the annotation of a GenBank genome assembly.